Molecule: messenger RNA, 1895 nt
Organism: Amaranthus tricolor (Joseph's coat)
Lineage: Eukaryota; Viridiplantae; Streptophyta; Magnoliopsida; Caryophyllales; Amaranthaceae
Product: alcohol-forming fatty acyl-CoA reductase-like
Exons: 9
Coding region: 94-1560 (488 amino acids)
Biological process (GO): long-chain fatty-acyl-CoA metabolic process; suberin biosynthetic process
Cellular component (GO): intracellular membrane-bounded organelle
Molecular function (GO): alcohol-forming very long-chain fatty acyl-CoA reductase (NADP+) activity
Source: RefSeq, a predicted model, not a curated record
GCAUGCUUUUUUCAUCAACUCACUUCUAAACCAUUCUAUCAUACACUAUUUUUAAACAUUUUUUUUAGUCUCACACCACUUAAAUUAACGAUCAUGGAUUUUGGAAACUUAACUGAUUUUCUCGGAAAUAAAAAAAUCUUAGUUACCGGUGCUACUGGCUUCAUCGCUAAGAUUCUUGUAGAAAAGAUACUUCGGAUUCAACCAAAUGUUAAGAAAUUAUACCUUCUCGUAAGGGCUAGAGAUGCGAAAACCGCUAAUGUAAGGCUUCAAGAUGAGAUUCUUGGGAAGGAAUUGUUCAAAGUUUUAAGAGAAAAAUUGGGAUCAAACUUUGAGUCUUUCAUGUCAGAAAAAAUAAGUGCCAUUGCUGGAGAUACUUCUUAUGAUAACUUGGGAAUUACUGCUCAUGAGCUUGAUCAAAUGUUUGGGGAAAUUGAUAUUGUUAUUAAUGUUGCUGCUACUACCAAGUUUUUGGAAAGAUAUGAUAUGGCAUUGGGAGUGAACACAUUUGGAGCUAAGAAUGUGGUCAACUUUGCAAAGAAAUGUCCUAAAAUACAGUUGUUAAUCCAUGUUUCCACUGCAUAUGUAUGUGGAGAGAAGGCAGGAUUAAUACCAGAAAAGCCAUUAGAAAUGGGUGAAACUUUAAAUGGAGUGUCAGGUUUGGAUAUUGAUUUUGAGAAAAAGUUUGCUGAACAAAUUUUGAGCAAUCUUAAAGCUCAACAACUACCAGAAAAUGAUAUUAAACGAACGAUGAAGGACUUGGGACUUGAAAGGGCAAGGAAAUACGGAUGGCCAAAUACAUACGUAUUUACCAAAGCAAUGGGAGAGAUGCUUGUAGGGAAACUCAGAGGAGAUUUGCCUGUGGUGAUAUUAAGGCCUACUAUUGUUUGUAGCACUUUGAAUGAACCUUUUCCUGGUUGGGUUGAAGGUUGCAGGACUAUUGAUAGUGUUGCAGUUAUUUACGGAAAAGGAAGUCUUAAUUUAUUUCCCGCUGACAAAAAUUCCGUCUUUGACUUGAUACCAGCUGAUAUGUUCGUAAAUUCCAUAAUUGUGUCGAUGAAGGCUCACGUAAAUCAAGCGAAUUUGACUGUAUACCAAGUUGGAAGCUCAUACAGAAAUCCGGUAACAUUUCAAGAAAUGCAUGACUUGCAUUACAAUUACUUUGCUAAGCAUCCAUGGACAAAUCGUGAAGGCAACCCCGUAAAAGUUGGGAAGGGGGUCGUAUUGAAUAAUAUAUUUAUAUUCGAAAUAAUUCUUUUCCUAUGGCAUUAUUUACUGCAAAUGAUCUUAUUUAUGGUGACUAGAAUGGGUCUUAGUGACGUACAACGAACUCUAUUUAAUCUUGACAAAAAGCUGAAAAUAGCAAUGAAACUGGUGGAAUUAUACAAACCCUAUUUGUUCUUCAAGGCCAUUUUUGCUGACACAAAUACAGAAAGAUUACUUAUAACUGCUCGUGAAAAUAGUUUGGAUGAAAACAUGUUCAAUUUCGAUUCAAAAUCCAUCAACUGGAAAGAGUUCUUCGUGAAUGUACACAUUCCAGCAAUUGUCAAAUAUUUGUUCUAGUAAUUUAAUUGGCAACAUCUUCCAUUGCAAGCCCUUUAUAAAUGUAUUUUUUUAGCUCGCAAUAGUAAAUACUUCAAACUUUAUUCAGAAUGAGAUCAUCCAUUUUAAUUUGCACAUUUUGACCAAAACUAUAAAAUUUUUGGUCAAAAUAUUAUAAACAAAUUAAAACGGAGAAAGUAGUAUAUUGAUCACUUGAUCGUAAAUGUGUAAAUCUUAAUGAUAAGGAGAUUUCGAUUUGGGAUUCUCCUCUUAUUUUAUACUUUUUUUAUUUAUAUUGUAAUGGUUGCAUAAUUCUUGUAUUUUAACAUGCUAUAUAUUGAAAUCUUUUUUCACAA